AUGGAUUAUGAAAUAGUGCGUGGUACAUAUACUAACAUGAAUGAUAUUUGUGAGAAAUUAAGUAAAGAUAUAGUUACAAGUUCACAUCAAUUAUUAUGCAUGAAUAUUAUUCCUACAAACAUAAAAGAAAAAGAAAUAAAUAAACAAGAAACUUCAUUUAUGUACUUUCAAUUGUUAACUGAAAUAUUAACUGGAAUGGAUCAUAAAGAUGAUGCAAAAACAGAUAUGAUUAAUCAAUGUCGAUUACAAUAUAUUGAUAAUGAAAUAGUGUUAAAUCAUAUCCAUGAAUUUGAUAAGACUUCUAGUCCAAAUAAAGCCAUAUGGUGGUACACAAGGCAUUGCUUUUUAUAUGAAAUAUUGAAUAAAGCACUUCGAAUUCAAGACAUCGAUAUGCUAUUUAAAUAUCUUUUCUUCUUAACUGAUCUUCAUAAUCAAAUACAACAAUUACAUUCAGAGGUUGUUCAAUCAUUACUAACCAAAAAUAAUGACAAUGAACAAAGAAAACUGACUGUGUAUCGUGGCCAAGGUUUAAAUAUACAUGAGUUCGAAAACAUACCGAAUAAUCUAGGAGGACUCGUAUCAUUCAACAGCUUCCUAUCAACAAGUACCAAUCAAAACGUAGCACACAUGUUCCUUUCCAAUAGAUCAGACCUACAAUCUGUUCUUUUUGAAAUAAACGCUGACCAUCACCCCGACACAAAACCAUUUUGUCACAUAAAGGAAAUCCGCCAGUUUAAUCAAGAAGAAGAGGUCCUUUUCACUAUCGGAAGUGUAUUUCGAAUUGACUCUAUUUCUAACUGUAGCAACCGAGUUUUGAAGGUAAGUUUGACACUGGCUAGAGAAGAAGAUGAACAGUUGAAACAAUUAAGAGAACACUUUCGAGCGAAACUAGGCGAAAUGUCCAUCCUACAUGUUCUCAGUACCCUCAUGACAGGCACAUGGCAAAUAUGAUCACGCUCAACAAUAUUUCAUAACACUAAUUGAAAGCGAUCAACUGACCCAUCCUGAUCUUCCAAACCCUCAUCAUACUAUUCCAUUAGUUUACGAUAAAAACGCCGAAUCCGAUAAACCACUAGAAAAUUCCGAACA
Didymodactylos carnosus is the source of this 1089-nucleotide messenger RNA. NCBI's taxonomy places the organism in Eukaryota, Metazoa, Rotifera, Eurotatoria, Philodinida, Philodinidae. The record is from the annotation of a GenBank genome assembly.